AGCCUUAUCCACGCAUGGCCGUUACCAUUCAAAAUAUGGAUAAAGUAGAAAACAUAGAGUGAUAGAGAUGCCAGCAGACUAAAUUAACAGCAAGAACAGAGCAGCACUACGCAACAACAAUGGCGGAUUCAUUAACUAUCUCCCUUCUCUCCACUGUUCCAGUUCCUAAUCCAGUACUGUCAACAAAAUUUGGAGAAUCUCAACUCAAAUGUAGUGUUCUUUCUCGACGAAACUCAUGUUCGAUUUCGACGAAAAGUGGUAUAAAAUGCAGUGGAAUGAGGUCAUCAACAAGAUUAUAUGCAGGGUUGACGGAGAUAGAGCCAGAUAUUAAUGAAGAUCCUGUUGAUCGGUGGAGAACUAAUGGCAUUGACAUUGAAGAUUUUGUGUUUGGAAAGUACGAUGAUCAUCAUACCUACUUCGAGAGUGAAGAUAAAGCAACAUUUUGGGGAUCUAUAAAAGAAGAUUAUGCUGCUGUUGCACCCCCAUCAGGAUUUCAAGGUAUUAUUUCAUGGCUAUUUCUUCCAGCAAUUGCAGCUGGAAUGUACUUCAAUGUUCCAGGGGAGUAUUUGUACAUUGGAGCAGCUGUGUUUACAAUUGUGUUUUGCAUUAUUGAGAUGGAUAAACCAAGUGAAGCCCACAAUUUUGAGCCUCAGAUAUAUAACAUGGAGAGAGGAGCUCGAGACAAGUUAAUAUCGGAUUAUAACACCAUGGACAUUUGGGAAUUCAAUGAGAAAUAUGGCGAGCUCUGGGAUUUCACUGUUACAAAGAACGAUAUCAUGAAAAGAUAGAAGUAAAAUUAAACAAAUCUUGUCCUGGAUCAUCAACAACCUAGUUGUAUAAUUAAGGUAUAUAUUCCCUUUUUUCAUAAUUUGUUAAUGCUGUAAAUUAGAUUUUGUUGGAAGAGGAACUAGAGCAAAGAUAGAACCCGGUAAGCAUCGUUUAAUUUCAUCGGUUACUCAGGAAUGCAAAUGUGCAGAGGAUGUUUGGAGUAGCUUAUGAAGUAACUGGGAAGUUUCCAAUGGAAAUAGUUCAAUGUUAAUAAUACAAAGUUUUUAAUUGAA
This is a messenger RNA of Lycium ferocissimum, 1061 nucleotides long. RefSeq names its product photosynthetic NDH subunit of subcomplex B 5, chloroplastic. Bases 120 to 788 code for a protein of 222 amino acids. Gene Ontology annotation, cellular component: chloroplast. Lineage: Eukaryota; Viridiplantae; Streptophyta; Magnoliopsida; Solanales; Solanaceae. Gene Ontology annotation, biological process: response to oxidative stress. The transcript is spliced from 5 exons. The record is from RefSeq and is a predicted model, not a curated record.